Molecule: messenger RNA, 1161 nt
Organism: Naegleria gruberi
Lineage: Eukaryota; Heterolobosea; Eutetramitea; Acrasida; Naegleriidae
Exons: 1
Coding region: 498-875 (125 amino acids)
Source: RefSeq, a predicted model, not a curated record
AUAAAAAAAAGCCAAAGCCUUUUGUGCAGCAGCGCCGAUAGGAAACACCACACUGAGAAUCUUAAUAGACAUCAACGAGUAUCAUCUCCACCUUGUUAUUGUUCAUCUCUUGCCAGACAACCAUCAUCAGCCACUCACCCUUUAUUAAUUAAUUUGAUUAUUAUCCAUUUCAGAUCAAGGACAACCAUUGAGUGGAGAACAAAUACAUCAGCAACAGCACAACACAAAUAUUGUUCAUUGCAGCAUUGAGAACUUUGCUUUCAUCUAAAUUUAAAAACAAAUAACUGAAAAGCAAUAACUGAAAGAGAAUCCAGUAUUCAUCAUCAACAACAAUACACCAGUGAACACGACGAUAGUAGUAGUUAGAAAACAAACUCAUUGAAAAAACAAAACUCAUUCUCUUCAAUAUUAGUAGUAUUAAUUAUAGUAGUAUCAAACUCUUCUUGGCCAUCUCAAACAUUAUAUUCAAUCCAAUCAAAUAGUAACACUUCAACAACAUGUCUAGUAAUAUUACCAUGCAUCCACUCCUCAAUGAUAUGUCCAGAUCAAGAUCAAGAUCCUCACCUGCUACAAUGAUUGGAAAUAGACAAUCUCUCUCAAAUAUUGAUAGCACAACAGCCACAACUCCAUUCUCCUAUCAUAAGGAUCUUCAAAAGACACCUUCCGUACUCUCUGAUUUGAUUCAAAACCAAACCGUUGAUGGUAAGAAGGAAUUGGAUUUUCCAACUCUCUUCUUAAUGAAGAAGAUGAAACAAAAGGUUGAACAAGUUGGUUUGUCUCCAAGAAAUAGAAGCCAAAGUUUAAUCACCAUGAUGAAACAUUCAGGCCAACCAAUGCUCUCCUCUGGUGGUAGUAAUGAAGAUCAUUCUCGAUAAAUGUACUACACAAUUUAUCAGAUUUUCAAGAGUGUUUUGAUAGGAUAUUGAGAAUCUGGAUAGUGUCUCUCUAUCCUUUCAAAAUGACUGCACACACCAAUUAUAACAUUUAAUACCGAGUCAAUACAUACGAGCAACAAACCUUCUAACCUGUUAAUAGGGCACAAACAUAUUCGAUGCCUUUUGUACAUUAGCUGAAUCUUUCGAUUCUUGUAUUAUUAUUUCUCAAAUCUUCUAACUGUGUAAAAUAAACGUAAUAUCAAACCGGUUUAGGGACUUUUGUAAU